Pyricularia oryzae 70-15 is the source of this 4692-nucleotide messenger RNA. RefSeq lists its product as uncharacterized. The coding region runs from base 556 to 4224 and encodes 1222 amino acids. NCBI's taxonomy places the organism in Eukaryota, Fungi, Ascomycota, Sordariomycetes, Magnaporthales, Pyriculariaceae. The record is from RefSeq and is a predicted model, not a curated record. Gene Ontology annotation, cellular component: cytoplasm. Gene Ontology annotation, biological process: proteolysis. The transcript has 5 exons. Gene Ontology annotation, molecular function: calcium-dependent cysteine-type endopeptidase activity.
GCGCAAUCCUGGUGGCUUGUUACUUGCCGCUAAUGCAAUCCUUGCAGCCUGAGCUUGCUGGCCCAAUACCAGCCAAUCCGCCACAUGAGUAUCUCCGUAUUGAACGUCGAAAGGGUUGCACGACAUGGCAUUUUGCAAAUGGGGGGUCGAUCGUAGCCUGACCGGAUUGCUGACGCCCAAACACUCAAUGCUACUUGAACAGUUUCCUGCCGGCCAUUUUAGGGGGGUCGGAAUGAGGUACGGCAGCCGUGCCUGCUUCGGCUCCUGUGAACAUUUCACUUGGAAAAUCGAAACCAGGGUUCUGAUCUGUGCAAAAAAUCAUGUUUAUAAAUGCUUCAGCCUGCCCCAAAUACUUGGGCAAAAGCUCUGUUCAGCAGUAUCAUUUCCCAUUGCUGGCUGGGUGCAGUUCCAUACAGCGAUUAGUGGUCACGGAGGCCCAGUGAUUGCGCGCUCUUAUCGAAAAAAAGCCAAUGUGAUCAGCUUCGAAAACAGAUUACAUACACAGCCACUUCUUGAUACUUUUGGAUUGAUGAACCGCCAACUCAUAUCAGAAUCAUGUCCGACAGCAGCUCUGACGAUUCUAGUACUUCUAGUACAACUACAACCAGUGCCAGUACGCGGCCAGCCCGUCGCAAAGGUCGGCCAAACAGAGGCUCAUCAUGGAACUUGUCAAAGAACCAAGCACCGCAGGAGAGGCUAGACGACUUCUGGGAUAAAUUUACGACCAAGACUCCCGGAAAGGCCAUGCGCAUCCUUCCACGCAAAGACUAUACAUCAAAGAAGCAGAAAGAACGACCCGGCGAAAGCGUCCAGCUGAAGCCAGUGUCGUACGAUGAAGCAGUCGCCCAGUGUAAAGCCAAAGUUGCUCAGGUCGUCAAGGAAUGCCGGCGCGUCAACCAGCGGUACAGAGACCCGCACUUUGACCUCGAGAUUGACUUCCAGUUGCGGAGAAACCAGUGUCUCGUCAGUCUCUCCAAUCGAAGGCGGGACAUCAUGGCGAUGAGAGCAACGAACAGGAAAGAUGGCGCUGUGCAUGGUGUCGAAACUCAGAGCCGAGCCGGAUUAGCACAGGCAAAAGCCUCCUCUUACGGCCAGGGUGGGCCGCGCCCCAGACCGCCGCCCUCGCAUCAGCAAAAUUUCCGCCCCAUGGCCGUUCAUAGAGUCACCGAGAUCUUUGAGAAGCCUCAAUUCUUUGUCGAUGGGCCAUCUGCCAAUGAUGUCAGACAGGGUCGAGAAGUCGGUGAUUGUUGGCUGAUGGCCGCCCUGUGCACAAUGAGCAACAAGCCAGGCCUCAUAGAGCGCAUCUGUAUAGCUCAUGAUGUGCAGGUUGGGGUCUAUGGCUUUGUAUUCCAUCGCGAUGGAGACUGGUUCAGUGAGAUUAUAGAUGACAAGCUCUACCUUACCAAGGGUGACUACGAUGAUGGAUGCAUCGAGAGGAUCCUGCUAGAUCACGAUCGUGUACGGCAGGACUCUGAGGAGGCUUACAGGCGCCUCUACCAGACCAACAGUGGAGCCUUGUACUUUGCUCAGUCUUCCGAGCCCAACGAGACGUGGGUCAGCUUGCUUGAAAAGGCAUACGCAAAGGCCCAUGGGGACUAUGAAGCUAUAGAGGGUGGCUUCACUGGAGAAGGGAUCGAGGAUCUGACUGGAGGAAUCACGCAAGAGAUUUAUGCUACCGAUAUACUUGACAAGGAGCACUUUUGGAAAGAAGGGCUUCUCAGAGUGAACAAGGACUUUCUCUUUGGAUGCAGCACAGGCAUUUGGGGCCGCGGAACCGGUGAGCGUAGAGGAAUCGUCGAGCUGCACGCUUACAGCGUCAUGAAAACUGUCGAGAUCGGCGGCCAUCGCCUGCUCAUGCUGAGAAACCCUUGGGGCCGAGACGAGUGGAAAGGCAAGUGGUCGGAUGGGUCGGCGGAGUGGACACCCGAGUGGCUGGCCAAACUCAACCACCGCUUUGGCGAUGAUGGGGCCUUCUGGAUCUCUUACGAGGACCUCCUGCGAAAGUUUCAGAGUUUCGACCGGACCCGCCUCUUCGGUCCCGAGUGGAAAGCUGCGGCGAUUUGGACGACCUUUUCGGUGCCGUGGGUGCACGAGUAUCACGACACCAAGUUUGCCUUUUCCCUCUCCCGCCCAGGCCCAGUCGUCUUGGUAUUGUCGCAGCUGGACAAGCGCUACUUCAAGGGCCUUGAGGGCCAAUACCGGUUUGAGUUCUCCUUCAGGGUCCACGUCUCGGGCCAAGAGGACUACCUAGUCCGCAGCCUAACCCCCUAUAGGAUGAACCGGAGCGUCAACGUCGAAUUGGAUCUCGAGGCUGGCGACUACACGGUUCUGGUCAUGGUGAACGCCUCCCGCGAUACGAGCAGCAUGCCAGCCGAGGACGUUGCCAAAGCGUACUCCAAGAAUCAGAGGGAGAAGCUCGCCAGGAUAGCGCUCUCGUACGACCUCGCGCAUAGCAGGGGCCGUAUAGUCGAGACGGCCCAGGAGAAGGAGGCUCGGCUUGCUGCCGAGGUGCGCAAGAAGGAGAAGGCGAAGAGGAAGCUGAAGAAGGCGAUCAUGGAGGAUCGACAUCUAAGGUAUCGCAUCGAUGUCAGGGAGGUGUUGACGGCGAAGAAGGCAAAGGCUAAGGCCAAAGCGAAACGGGCAAGGAAGAGGGCCGAGGAAGAGAAGAAGUGGAAAGAAGAGGCUGAAAAAGCCAAUGAGGCACUCAAGCAAGCUCAAGCGACAAGCGCUGGUGGCCAAUCGGCAACCCAGCCUCAGACACAAGCGGAUGCUGAACAUGCCAAGGGAGACAAAACAAUGCCUGCUGUCGGGAGUCGAGCUCCAAUCAGUCAAGUCGACGCAGAUUACAACAAUAACAACAAGGCUCCCAUUGCGACCUUGGGAGGAGACAAUAAAUAUGGUUCUGAGCAACCGAGUAUGGCUACAAGCAGCCAAGCUACUCAGGGGUUGAACGCUCCAAACGUAACUUCAGCGACCACCAAGGGCAGUCUUGACAUUCCGACUCCUGUGAGCUCUCUCGCUGAGAGCGUUGAGGCAGCGCCUGCUGUGGCCGACUCUGAGCCCCAGACGGGAGAAGUCCAGUGUUCAGGGGAAGCGUCAAACAUGACAGCUCACUCCCUGGAAAAUGCUGCUGUUCCGGUCGAAGAAACCCCUGAACUAAUGGCCUCAUCUGGGGUAGCGCCAGGUAAUGGGGAACACUACAUCUCGCAGGAUCCUAACAAAACAGCUGGCUCAAACAUACCCAACGCAGUUGGGGACACCCCAAGGCGUAUGAUAUCGUCGACAGCCGUGGAAACUGCAGAACGUGGGACGAACACUGAGCCAAAGCGAACCGUUCAAGGGUUGCAUACAGCGGACGAAAGUGUAAAUUGGUCCAAUGGCAUUGCUUCAGAACCAGUUGCGGCAGGCCCUAACAACGUUCCCGAUUCGCAACAUACAGAUAGAGCUCUGCUUCAUCCAGAUGGUACUGAAGGAACCAUCCCGCGAAGACAGUCCUCGAGGUCACGUACGCGCGGUCAGCCCGCAACCUUCCAGCAGAUGGGACAACAGCAGCAGCUACAGAUGAUGUACCGCAGCGGCGUGCCCCCAUAUAACGCGGGCAGGGUACCAGCGCGAGGAUACGGGCGGCCCCAGCGCUUCAUCCCCCGUCCUGGACGCCCCGACACCGAAGGCAGUGUCGAGGACUCCAGUGAAACGGAAAGUGUGUCGAGCGUGUCUGAGAUAUCUGACGGCGAGAUCGAGCUCGAACUCGACGCAAUUCACCGCGGCUGGAGACAAUACCCGGCCGCCACCGGCGUGUUCCCCCGAACUUCUGCCGUCGGUCCUCCCGCACGCCCGUCUCUGCCGACCGGACCAUCGCCGGAUGGCGAGGUCCAGAAGGACCCGUGGAAUGCCGUUGUCAUCCUGGGUUUGCGGGUAUACUACCGACUCGCUCAGGGCGAGGGUGCGGAUACGGAGGUCGUGAAGCUUCAUAUCGAACGGCCGGACCCAUAUGCGGCGGACGACCAAGACAGCGGCGAGGAGGAUGUCGGGGCUGCGGGGAAGGCCAAGGCUGGGGAGCAAAAGGUGAUGGAUGUUGACAAUAGCGCCAAGGACGCCGCCAAGGAUAUCGACAUUGUGGAUAACGGGGUCGUCAAGGCUAACGACCAAGCACCAGCGAACAAUGUCCCUGAGACGGGAAAGGAUAUUCAGGGUGCCGAGACUGGAAAUAUCAAGACUGAGUAAGGUUCGAGGUCUGAGAGAUUUCGACAUGAGCAAGGCAUUGGAAAUCGGACAGAACACACACACACACAUAUAUAUAUAUGCAAUUGCAGCAAACGGGACUUUAGGCAAAGAACGAGAUUAUGCAAGGACAUUUCGACUUGCUAAGAAACUCACUGUUUCUCAAAACUUUUCAACUUUAUCAUGUUGAAGGGGAUUCGGUGAUAAUAACUCUUAAUUCUUCCGCCUCGGCCUAAUCUGGACGCAAAAUCCCAAUUUAUAUAACAAGAAAUACAUCCCAACACUCGAUCGUCCUUUUUCCACAUCAGCACGUGAACGGAUCAGGGCCCGGACCCUUGUAGUUGGUCGGGACGGGAUAGUAGAUGUUGACGAGCAGGCCGGGGUCUCGGGCGUUGUACACUCCAGGGAUGGACACCAUGCUCGCUGAAGGCGCCGACGUGCCGGUCCCGCCCGUGACGGUGAUCUGCGCGC